ACGGUAGGUUUGACCACUGCUAAAUUGGGUCCGCCUUUUAUCUCUCUAUCAUUCCUCCACUCCGAAACUUGUUCAAUUCUUAGUACUACAACUAUUAUUUUCCCUUUUUUUAAUUUUUUCUGGCAUUUGGAAAAUCUUUAUGACCUUUCCCCAUUUCUUCUUCAGCUUUCAUUUGACUUGCUGGGUUUUUCCUUUUUCCAUCGCAUUUUCUAAUUUGCUACCAAUAAAGAUCAUCACUUUGAUUUUAUGAAGUUAGCUGAUUUCAGAGGAAUUUAGAUUGAAUUACAUGGUUGAAGAGUUGUGAAUAAGAUGGGUUGUUUCACAGUGUUAAAAGGUAAAAAGAAGAAGAGUGAUCAUAGUGUACAUAUAAAACGUGUAUUGCCCCAGGAAAGUACACCAACAACCCUUCCAGAACCACAAAUCCCCAGUCACGCCCUGCAAUCAGCUCCUCCGAGUUUUCGCAACAGAGGACAACCUGUUGUUCAACCCACAGAUAAACUGACAAAUAAUAGGACUCGUGCACUUUCUGCACCAUCUAGCUUCCAUGGACCAGAUAGAGAGUCGUUAUCAACUGAAUAUGAAGAAAGAGAAGAGCCGAAACCCCAUUUACUAUUACCACAAGAACAAAGAUCGCCUAGUCCACAGCCUCUACCACUUCCCUCGCCUCAUGUUUCUGGUUCCCUGAAAAGUACAGGAAGCUUUAACGUGAGGAAUUCAAGUGGCCCUUUAUGCGCAUCAGGUCCACUGCCUCUACCUCCAUCAGGAACACUUCGGAACUUUUCCUACGAAGAAAUUACAUCUGCUUGCCACAGUAUUUCUUCAGAAACUUGUACAUCCGAGAGUCUUUCUUCAACUAUGUUUAAGGCUUCCUUUAGGGAUGUUUCUUGUACUGCCAGAAAGAUCGAGGCCACCGUUACCCGUUUUUACCCUUCCGCUCAGGGUAUACGGGAUUUUGUGAAUGAGGUCAACACACUUGCUUCUCUUCAACAUCCCAAUUUAUGUAAGUUGCUUGGUUAUCAUGCACGCGAAGGCUCUGAUCAGAGGAUAUUGGUCUACGAAAGGCUACAUCAUGGAAGCUUAGAUCGGCUAUUAUAUGGUAGAUCAGAUGGCCCUCCAAUUGAUUGGAAUACCAGAGUAAAAGUAGCUUUAUGUGCCGCCCAAGGGCUUACCUUCUUACAUGAACAAGGUCCAUUCCAGGCAAUGUACAAUGAAUUUUCAGCUGUAAAUAUUCAAGUUGAUAAGGAUUUUAGUGCAAAACUUUCUGGAUAUGGCUGUGUUGGCCUCCUCCCAGAAGCAGAUCUCUCCAAUAGCUCUUCGGCACUAGGAAAUCUUUCAGUGGAGACUGUGGAGAAAGGGUUACUGACCCCUAAAAGCAACGUUUAUAGCUUCGGAAUCGUUCUCCUAGAAGUUCUGACUGGUAGAAAGAACAUGGAUAGUCGUCGAUCGAAAGAAGAGAGGAACUUGGUGAAAUGGAGCUGGCCAUUCCUUGCAGAUGAAUGUAGGUUGUCUUUAAUAAUGGACUCACAGCUGAAAGGGAGGUUCCCCAUAAAAGCAGCAAGAACAGUUGCUGAUAUAGCUCAAAAGUGUCUUCAGAAGGAACCUUCAGAAAGACCAACAAUGAGAACGAUUGUGGACAACCUCAAAACCAUACAAGAUAUGAAAUAUUCAUGCCGGUUUCCUCUUCAAGAACCAGCUGGAAAGCAGAUGUUUCGAUCACCCAGUCUACCACCACGACAAAGUUAUUCUCACCCCUCGCCAUCUAGGGCUCAUGUAUCUCCCGUCUCACCAACAAGGCUGCUCACUUUGCCCUUAUCACUUCCUCCUCGUGCUUGCGCUUCACUUCUCUCACUGGAUGAGAUUGAACACCAGGCGCCCCGUAAAUCAUCAUCUGUGGUGUUCCGAAGGUCUAGUGUUGAAGGCUUCUGAUUGUUAAUAGCUUUAUUUUUUUACCCCAUUUUUCUUCACCCCUCUUUUUUCUUUUUUUUUUCUUCUUUUUUUUGAGUUAUACAUGAUUUAUUAUACAGUAUAAAUAUGGUGUUCCCUGUAUUUCCACUUACCUCAUGAAUAGCUGUGGAGGAUACUGGUUUUGUAGAUAUUGAGUGCAAGCUCCUCUGCAGUUUAUGAGAUAUGUGGUUUUCUUACAACCCUUUUGCCCUUGUUUGUGGAGUAAUUGUUAUACUUGGAUCAAAAUAAAUUCUCAAGCUUGAUCACCCUGAUUGAGGUCCUGCGUCGGUCAAGUGACAAACCAUGCAAAUAUUAUACACCAAUGUACAUGUCGUAUGACUUUUGAUGAUGAAUUAAUCAUAGUUGGUUUUUUUUU
Molecule: messenger RNA, 2320 nt
Organism: Spinacia oleracea (spinach)
Lineage: Eukaryota; Viridiplantae; Streptophyta; Magnoliopsida; Caryophyllales; Amaranthaceae
Product: probable serine/threonine-protein kinase PBL1
Exons: 5
Coding region: 310-1926 (538 amino acids)
Biological process (GO): protein phosphorylation
Molecular function (GO): protein kinase activity; ATP binding
Source: RefSeq, a predicted model, not a curated record